AUGAAUAUUCAAGAAUGUAAAGCAACAAAAGCUAUGCCAUAUCAAUUGGUGUUUGGACAAGAAGCAUGUUCAAAUUUAUCAAUAAUCUCUAUGUUUUAUCAGCAAAAUAUUAUACACGAAGAAAAUAUUCCAUUAGAGAAUCUACCAUCUAAUAAUGAUAUUCAAUUGUCUAAUCCUCCUAUUCACAGUGAUACUCAAUCAUCUAAUCCUAUAUAUA
Molecule: messenger RNA, 217 nt
Organism: Racocetra persica
Lineage: Eukaryota; Fungi; Glomeromycota; Glomeromycetes; Diversisporales; Gigasporaceae
Source: the annotation of a GenBank genome assembly